Molecule: messenger RNA, 579 nt
Organism: Anguilla rostrata (American eel)
Lineage: Eukaryota; Metazoa; Chordata; Actinopteri; Anguilliformes; Anguillidae
Exons: 2
Coding region: 1-579 (192 amino acids)
Molecular function (GO): DNA binding
Source: RefSeq, a predicted model, not a curated record
AUGGACGGGUUUGAGGAGAAGCUGGCCGAAGAGGUGAGGAAAUAUCCUCACAUCUACGAUUCUUCAGCAAACCUCAACCUGGAUGUUGUGAGCUCUCCCUCUGUAACACCUCUAUCCACAAUAUGCUUGGAGGACCUGGCCACUCUCCUUCCUGAAAUCUCACCUCCAGCAGCUCCGAUUCCCUCCCGAGCCUUCCUGAUUCCACCAUCACUUCCAUCUACUCCAACUCUUCCUCCACCUCAACCUCCAGUUAUCCCAACUCUUCCUCCACCUCCAGCUACCCCAACUCUACCUCCACCUCCAGCUAAUAAUUCUUCAUCCUCAUCCUCGAUGCCACAAGCAUGGAGGGGUACAAAGAGAAGAAUCGGGGAUGAUGUGAUUCCUGAGAGGCUGGAUCAACUAAAGCAGCUCAGAGAGGAGAGGCAGGCCCAGGCUUGUAAUGAGGACUUCCAUUUUGGGCAGGCUAUGGCAGACAUGCUUCAGAAACUGCCCCCACGGCAGAAAUCUGAAGCAAAGUUCAGAAUUUACCAACUUCUUUUUGAGAUGGAAAAAGCACUGUACAACCCAAGUGAAGAGUAG